Molecule: messenger RNA, 1668 nt
Organism: Bipolaris maydis ATCC 48331
Lineage: Eukaryota; Fungi; Ascomycota; Dothideomycetes; Pleosporales; Pleosporaceae
Product: pyruvate kinase-like protein
Molecular function (GO): oxidoreductase activity; molybdenum ion binding; pyridoxal phosphate binding
Source: RefSeq, a predicted model, not a curated record
AUGGCGCCCUCUGCAUGGAUUCCUCCUCCCCCUCCAGAUCCAGACACACUAAAGAACCCUCCUCAAUUCACUCCCUUCCCGCUGGUUCAGCUGCGAGCAGGCAAGAUCAAAAAAUCCCUUUGGAAUGGCAAGAUCGAAUCAGCAAUCUACAAGACUCCUUUGACCGGCUCCAUUGAAAUAUCCGAGUUGGGUAUCACGACAGAUGAACAUGCAUUUCCCAAGCAUGUGAGCCCAGACAAGGCUCUCCUCCACUACUGCUCUUCUCAUUACGACGACUGGAAAAAGGAAUUGCCGAACUCAGAACACUACUUCAGACCCGGCGCAUUCGGUGAAAACUUGUUCAGCACAGAAGUUAGCGAGAAGACCCUUUGUAUUGGGGAUCGGCUUGCCAUUGGGGACAUCAUUGUCGAAGUCACCGAACCACGAGGACCGUGCUUCAAACUCAACCACCGUUUCGAAGUCAAGGACAUGGCCAAGCGCACGCAGACUCUUUUUCGCACUGGCUGGCUAUAUCGCAUAAUAAAGACCGGCACCAUCAAGGAGGGGGACAUGAUCUCGCUGCUCGAGCGACCACAUCCGGAAUGGACAGUGGCGCGUAUCAUGUACUAUCUCUUCAUCGAAACCAGCAACACUAAGAUGAUGGAGGAGAUCGUCAAGAUACCUCAGCUUGGUUGGGACAUCAAGGGCCAGUUCCAGGCUAGACUUGACAAGGGCGUAGCUGAGGACCAGAGCGGUAGAUUGUUCGGCGGCGAGGACGAAAAAACAUUCGCCUGGAACGAAUAUCGCCUAGUAGAGAAGAGGAAAGAGACCAAAUAUGUAGCAGCCUUUACGUUUGAGGUAGUAGAGGAUGUUUCCGAUACCCUUCCUGUUCAGCCAGGUAGCCAUGUACGAGUGAAGCUAGGCGGAAAGCUGGUGCGCGCCUACUCAGUAACCAGCGGGACAUCCAAACGUUUUGAACUUGGCGUCGCUCUCGAACCCGAAAGCCGCGGCGGCUCAAAGUACCUGCACGAGGAGGCCAAUAUAGGUGACAUUUUAACGGUUGGGCGCAUCACAGCCAGCUUCCCACUGGCCAAAGAAGCAGACAGUCACAUUAUCAUCGCGGGUGGCAUAGGCAUUACAGCCUUCCUAGUCGCACUUGAGCAGCUUCAGGAAACAAAGCAAAACUUCCAUCUGCAUUACGCCGUUGCGGAAGAAGUACCUUUCGUAGCCCAAAUUACAGCACUAGGCCCACAUGCAACCAUCUACAACAAGUCUGCCGGUCAGCGCCUAGACGUCUCUUCCAUUCUCGGUAAAUCAAACGACCGGACACACAUCUACACCUGUGGGCCAACCCGACUCAUGGACGAUGUUGUCAAAACCGCACAGUCUUACGGCAUUCCCGAGUCGUCCGUCCACAUCGAAGCCUUCACAACCACAACUUCCGGUGAUCCAUUUACAGCAGAGCUCCAAAAGAGCAAGAGGACUGUACAAGUUGGCGCAACGCAAUCGCUACUCGAUGCACUGAAAGCCGUAGGCAUGGACAUUGAUAGCUCCUGCGAAGUGGGCAAUUGCGGAACAUGUACGGUAGACGUAUCCUUGAUCAUGGUUUUUCAGGUACUCUUCGACUACGGGUUUCUGGUAAUUCGGACGUUCGAAGAACUGCGAAAAUCCGGAGCCAGAGGAAAGUAA